Messenger RNA from Merops nubicus (carmine bee-eater), 675 nucleotides. Its product is annotated as claudin-15-like. Gene Ontology annotation, molecular function: structural molecule activity. The record is from RefSeq and is a predicted model, not a curated record. Bases 1 to 675 code for a protein of 224 amino acids. Gene Ontology annotation, cellular component: plasma membrane; bicellular tight junction. Lineage: Eukaryota; Metazoa; Chordata; Aves; Coraciiformes; Meropidae. The transcript is spliced from 5 exons. Gene Ontology annotation, biological process: cell adhesion; bicellular tight junction assembly.
AUGACUGCGGCGCUGGAAAUUGUUGGUUUUCUUUUGUGCUUGGUUGGGUGGGCAAUUAUUGGAGCUACUUUACCCAAUAAGUACUGGAAAGUCUCCAGUAUACAUGGCACUGUGAUCACAACGUCCACCUUGUACGAGAACCUGUGGAAGACAUGUGCAGAAGACAGCACUGGAGUGUCCAACUGCAGAGAUUUUGACACUAUGCUUGCACUGCCUGCUCACAUCCAGGCAUGCCGUGCCCUGAUGAUCACGUCCAUCCUGCUGGGGUUCCUGGCUGCAGUGCUCUCGCUGCUGGGUCUGAAGUGCACAAACAUCGGGCUGAGCGACGAGGAUGCAAAAAUGAAGUUUGCUGCCACAGGAGGGUUCCUCUUUAUUUUCGGAGGCCUCUGCUCCAUGGUGGCUGUUUCUUGGUACGCUGCGAUGGUUACCGCUCAGUUUUUUGACAAAUAUUUCGCUGGAACCAAGUAUGAACUAGGAGAUGCUCUGUACUUGGGCUGGGCUGGAUCUGUUCUUUACAUACUUGGUGGCACCUUACUGACCUGUUCAUGCAAAGGGAAGAAAAGACAGGAUUACAGUUGCAACAAAUAUGCCUACUCAGCAGGCCAGGCAGCUCACCAGCCACGUGCCUACCCCAAAAACACCGAGACAGUCAUCAGCAACAAGGAGUAUGUCUAA